CUGGCGGCAGCGGCAGCGGGGCUGCCAUGGCUCGGCCUCCGGGUCCAGAGCACCGACUCCCAACUCUCCCCUCCUGGCCUGCCCCCCAUGCCUGGCAGACCUUUGCCUUUGCCGGGGCUCCCGCCUGACCAGCCUCCCCUCCCCGUCUGGUUGGGAUUUGGGGGCUGAGCCGUCUGGGGUCCCAGGGCCAAUGCAGUGCCGGCUCCUCCGGGGCCUGGCUGGAGUCCUCCUCACUCUUCUGUGCAUGGGGCUCCUCUCCCUACGGUACUACUCAAGCCCAUCCCCGCAGGGCGUGCCGGAGACCCCCGGGCUGAGCCCGCCAAGCCCUCGGCCCCCGGAGCUGCAGCUGCACGAUGUCUUCAUCGCAGUCAAGACAACCCGGGCCUUCCAUCGCUCCCGCCUGGAGCUGCUGCUCGACACGUGGGUCUCCAGGACCAGGGAACAGACGUUCAUCUUCACCGACAGCCUGGAUGAAGGCCUCCAGGAGAGACUGGGGUCCCACCUCGUGGUCACCAACUGCUCUGCAGAGCACAGCCACCCUGCCCUGUCCUGCAAGAUGGCUGCUGAGUUUGAUGCCUUCUUGGCCAGCGGACUGAGGUGGUUCUGUCAUGUGGAUGACGACAACUAUCUGAACCCGAGGGCGCUGCUGAAGCUGCUAAAAAGCUUCCCGUGGACCCGCGACGUCUACAUCGGCCGGCCCAGCCUGAACCGGCCUAUCCACGCUUCUGAGCCGCAGCCGAACAACCGCACGAGGCUGGUACAGUUCUGGUUUGCCACCGGGGGCGCCGGCUUCUGCAUCAACCGCAAACUGGCUUUGAAGAUGGCCCCAUGGGCCAGAAUCGGGGCUGCUGUUGAGGGCAGGAAGCAUUUCUUUCUCAUCUCUUUGUCCUCAGCCUCUGUGUCAUGGUGGCUGGCAGCAGUGGCCCCCGCUUCGUGGACACAUCUGCCCUCAUCCGGCUGCCUGACGACUGCACUGUGGGCUACAUCGUCGAGUGCAAGCUGGGCGGCCACCUGCAGCCCAGCCCUCUCUUCCACUCCCACCUGGAGACCCUGCAGCUGCUGGGGGCUGCCCAGCUCCCAAGGCAGGUCACCCUCAGCUAUGGCGUCUUUGAGGGGAAACUCAACGUCAUUAAGCUCCAUGGCCCCUUCUCCCCUGAGGAGGACUCCUCCAGGUUUCGCUCCCUGCAUUGUCUACUCUACCCGGAUACUCCCUGGUGCCCACAGCUGAACCCUGCCCGAUGAACCCUGAACCUCCGGGCAAAGGUUGAGCUGAAGCCUUUGGUUGCCCUUAGCCUCCCAGGCGGCCUUGAGGGCCCGUGGCAGUUCCUGUGUGGGCAGCAGUCCCUGGCAGGGCCUCUGUGGUGGGCAGGCCCAGGAUUGGAUGGUGGCUGGCGGUAAAGGCAUCCCAAGCCCCUGGGAGGUGGGCUGGACAGCCCAGGACCAGGUGCACCGUGUGAGGGCCAGAGAGGCCUCAGGGGCUGGACUUCAUGUGCCUUGGGUGGCUGAACUGAACAAGGGUAGGGGCCCUUGAGCUGCUUGGGCUCAGGAGUCCUCACUCUCCAGAGAAUUACCUGGGUCCCUUGGUGUGGUCAGAGCCCCCACCUCUGGUCCCUCAGUUACUCUCCCGGGGUCAAGCGCUGGGCCACCCACUCCUGGCUUCCUCGGCUGGAUCCCCAGCCACCGCGGGGAUGCAGGUGCAAGAAGGGCAGAAUCCAGGGUCUGUGGCAGAUACUGUUAGCGCUGACCAGUCUCCGGUCCCUGCUCCCCCCCCCGAUUUUGUUUGGAGCAUCCGCAUGUCCAGACCCAGAUGAUGAAUCAGAACGGGUCCUAGCCAAUCACGAUGAUCCUUUUGCUCACUUUCCCAGCUUCCCUUUCUGUUAGGAGCUACUAUAUGACCCAGCUCUGGCCAGAGCCAGAGCUCUGUCUGUUAGUGCAAAUAAAGCAAAGCCAAUAGAGAGGCUUCUGGGGAAGGUUUUGCAGCCCCAGACCCCAUCUUCCUGCUGUGAAUGUGGGUGUGAUGUCUGGGUCUAGGGCAGCCACCUUGCUACCAUGAAGGAAAGGCCAAGACAAUCAUCCACAGCUGUCCCUUCCAACAUCUGGUUGUGUAAGAAUAUUAAACCCUUAUUUGUUUAAGCCUC
This is a messenger RNA of Delphinapterus leucas (beluga whale), 2138 nucleotides long. RefSeq names its product MFNG O-fucosylpeptide 3-beta-N-acetylglucosaminyltransferase (gene MFNG). Gene Ontology annotation, biological process: pattern specification process. NCBI's taxonomy places the organism in Eukaryota, Metazoa, Chordata, Mammalia, Artiodactyla, Monodontidae. Gene Ontology annotation, molecular function: O-fucosylpeptide 3-beta-N-acetylglucosaminyltransferase activity. The record is from RefSeq and is a predicted model, not a curated record. Gene Ontology annotation, cellular component: Golgi membrane.